CCGAGCCCUGGAAUGUCGAGUAGCGGUUCGGGCUCUUCCUCGCGGAAGGAGUUCGAUGUGAAGCAGAUCCUCAGGAUCCGAUGGAGGUGGUUCGGUCACCCCGCGGUCCCUCCGCCUCACUCCCCGCCGCUUGGAGACUACUUCGCCGGGCGAAGAGCAGGCGGCAGCUCCGGAGACGGAGCUUCAGCCAACGCAAACCCCGGCGCAGGGGGUCACAGCGGGCUGGUGGCCAGCGGCAGCGCCGGGUCUAACCUGUGUGACGGCAGCAACAGAAAGUUUGCUAAUCCGACGGGGAGUCGGGGCGGACCGGGAGGAGCUGUCGGAGCGACGGGGAGCUCCUGCACGCGCUCUUUCAGUCAGCCAGAGUGCAGGAGUCCCGCCGCCGCGGCGCUGUCGUGGGUCUCCCCGCCGCCUCAGCGUCGUUCCCGAACCGCAGCGAACAUGGAGCCCCCCGGCGAGGCUCCGGUGCCUCAGCAGGUAUCCGAGUCAACCGCUCCCGUCGGGGUCGAGGAGGGGGCGACGGCGGCAGCACCAGCCGCGUCGGGCACUGAGGACCACCACCAGGAAACCGACUCCAGCUCGUGCAGGACGUCCAACAGCAGCGCCACGCUGUCCUCUUGCGUGUCCAUGGAGCCGUAUGCGUGUCCAGAGGAGUGCACGUUCACCGCCUUGUCCCACGCCGACGUCACCUUCCGCAAGAUGGAGGGCUACCUGAGGUCCCGGCAGCUGUGCGAUGUCGUGCUGGUGGUGGGAGACAGGCGGAUACCUGCACACAGGCUGGUGCUCUCGUCCGUGUCGGACUACUUCGCGGCCAUGUUCACCAGCGAUGUGAGGGAGGCCAAGCAGGACGAGGUGAAGAUGGAAGGAGUGGACUCCGAUGCAUUGUGGGUCCUGGUGCAGUAUGCAUACACAGGCCGGCUCGAUCUGAGGGAGGACACCGUUGAGUCUCUGCUGUCGGCCUCCUGCCUGCUGCAGCUGUCGGCAGUGGUCCAAGCUUGCUGUUCGUUCCUCAUGAAGCAGCUCCACCCCUCCAACUGUCUGGGCAUCCGCUCCUACGCCGACGCUCAGGGCUGCAAUGACCUGCAGCGGGCCGCUCACGCGUACACCAUGGAACACUUUUUAGAGGUGGUGGGAGGCCAGGAGUUCCUGUUGCUCCCGAUGGAGGAGAUGGAGAGGCUGAUCACGUCGGAUGACAUCAAUGUGCCCGACGAGGAGACCCUGGUAACCUCUCUGCUGACGUGGGUCCGCCACGACACCGACGUGCGACAGCAUCACCUGCCCUUGCUGCUGGCUAACAUCCGACUGCCACUGCUGCAGCCACAGAUCUUGGCCGACCUGGAGUCCAACCCUCUGCUGCGAGACAGUAUGGAGUGCCAGCGACUGCUGAUGGAGGGCAUGAAGUAUCACCUCUUGCCCCAGCGCCAGCCGCUGCUUCAGAGUCCCCGGACCCGGCCCCGCAAGGCCACGGUCGGGGCCAUGUUUGCCGUAGGGGGCAUGGACGCGACGAAAGGGGCCACCAAUAUCGAGCAGUACUGCCUGCGUCGGGACACGUGGAGGCAGGUAGCCACCAUGAGUGGACGGAGGCUGCAGUUUGGUGUCGCUGUCCUCAACGGCCGUCUGUACGUGGUGGGCGGCCGAGACGGACUCAAGACCCUCAACACCGUGGAGUGUUACAACCCCCACAGCAAGGCCUGGAGCGUCAUGCCUCCUAUGUCCACGCACAGGCACGGCUUAGGCGUGGCCGUCCUCGAGGGGCCAAUGUACGCAGUCGGAGGACAUGAUGGCUGGAGCUACCUCAGCACAGUGGAAAGGUGGGACCCUCAGGCCCGGCAGUGGAGCUUUGUCGCAAGUAUGGCAACACCCAGAAGCACGGUGGGAGUAGCUGUCCUCAACGGCAAGCUGUAUGCAGUAGGAGGUCGUGACGGCUCCUCCUGCCUGCGCUCCGUGGAGUGUUUCGACCCCCACACCAACAGGUGGAGCGGUUGUGCUCCCAUGGCUAAAAGGCGUGGAGGUGUGGGUGUGGCCACAUGGCAUGGCUUCUUGUACGCCAUCGGAGGUCAUGAUGCUCCGGCCUCAUCCCUCGCAUCUCGGCUAAGUGACUGUGUGGAGAGGUAUGACCCUCAGACAGAUGUGUGGACGGCAGUCGCCCCAAUGAGCAUCAGCAGAGAUGCAGUUGGUGUUUGUCUCCUUGGCGACCGUCUCUACGCCGUGGGCGGCUAUGACGGGCAGGUGUAUCUCAAUACUGUAGAAGCCUACGACCCUCAGACAAACGAGUGGACACAGGUAGCACCUCUGUGUCUGGGCAGGGCAGGAGCAUGUGUGGUGGCUGUCAGACUGUAAACCCCCACCCCCAAAACCAAAGUCCCAAUCCACAUGACAUGCGGCUCGGAUCGUCCGAUGUGGUCGCUGAAGUCCCACCGAGAACCCCGUCUGCCUGUGGCCGACGCCCAGGUGGUGCGGGACAUGAACAUGAACAGGCUUACCACUUCGGCAAAGUCAAAGUCUCCCUCACGGCGGCCUCUCGUUCAUUUCGACGUUUACGGUUAGGUUUGGGGGGAACAUCGCGCGUCAGGUUUCCAAUGAAGUCUUCGUAUUUGAGCAUCCUGAUAACUUCUGCCACAGAAGUGAACCGCCACCCAUGAUUAAGAGGAACCUGCAGUGUUUAUCCGAGCGUGAAGGAACACCUGUCUCGCAGAUUCCUUUUUUAAAUUUAUUUUUUAAUCUUGCCUAUUUUUGUUCCUGUAGACAAGGUGGGACACACACACACACACACACACACACUCUUACAUGGUUGCUUUCAGCUUCUACUUCUGCUGACAGUAAGGGUGAGCGGGACAUCGUGAGAUUGUCAUUGCUGUUGAGGCGCCUCAUCAUUUGACACUCCCGGCUCUCCUAACAAUGCCUGUUGGCGUGUAUUGAUGCUAUUUUCAUAUAUCCCCGAUUAUUUCAUGCCGCGGUUGGCGAGUUGCUCUCUUUCCCCUCCUCACUGAAGGAUGAAAGAAAUACUUUUGACACAAUCAGCACAACCUUAUGAACAGCCACGCAGUGAGAAACUGUGGUGCUGUUUAUUCUUCUCAGUCACAAACAUAUCAUCGCGCUUUUAUCUAUUAUGUCUGUGUAUGUCUCCUAUGUUGCAUCAGCUCAUAUCUAAAGUUAUUGGUGCUUUUUAUACAAGCUGCAAUCGCAAAUUAUCCAACUUUUUUCUUUUGCCUGUUUUUUUUCUUCUUUUUUUAACUUUCACAUUCUGCUUAAUGAUUCAGAUAAUUGUGACCCAUUAAGCAAUAACUAGGUUUUUUUAAGGAGUAAGAAUAAUCUAAUCAUGGUUUUAAAUGUCUCACAGCACACAGGGCCAGCUAUUACAGGCUUGGUUUUACACAGGGUCCGUGAAGCAUUCCUGUCCUACUCAUGUGGGUCUCUUUCUCUCUCUGUGUGUGUGUGUGUGUGUGUGUGUGUGUGUGUGUGUGUGUGUGUGUGUGUGUGUGUGUCUGUCUUUGUGUCUGCGUGUGUACAUAUGUGUUCAGAGAUUGCAGGGAGUAUUUUUUUUAACUCAAAUGAGAAUCUUCUCUCCUUAUUUUCAAUUCCCUGCUGUCUUCUUUUCGUCCCUAUUUUCCCAUUUUAUCACCACACACAAAUACACACGCACAAUACUUACAGUCACACACACACUGACACAAACACAUGCACGUUUUAGAGCAGAAUUGGAUACCCAGACAAAAUGAACAACAGACCAUAUAAUGAGAUCAUGAAUUUACUAUGGUUGAUUCAUCCGGUGCCAACGUUUUUGUUUGAUGUUAAGUUCAAAGUGUUAUUAGAUUUGACGCCGCUGCAGACAAAGUACGAGAUGAUAUUAUGAAAAUGUAUCCUGUGAAACAACCUCAUGUGUUGCCGUGUUUGUGUAAACUUACAUGUCGAGACAUACAAACAGGCGGACUGCAGGUUCAAUACGAACACACACCACAAUCAUUUUAUGUCGUAUACUUAAUUGUGUAUUUCCCUCUCGUGUGUGUCUGUGUGUGUGACAGUGACAGGCAAAGCAGGCACCCUGUCUGAACUGACAGAUCUAGAGCUAAUGUAGCCCCAGGAUGCACUUCACAAACACACAAACGGUCAUAUCACACACACACACCACACACACACACUUAACCAUACAGCUGAAAGCCAAUUGCCCCAGGAGCCAGCGAGGAUUGAAAAGUCUCCCAGAUCUACCGGCAUGACAUCUAUAAAGCAGAGCCGGUGCUGGGUGAGCGAUUCCCCGCAGCUGAACUGAUGUUGAUUUAAGCUUAAUGCACUGCUGCAUUAUUCUAUUUUCUUCGGCCUUCAAACCAGCCGCUGUUUAUUUAGAAGAGUAAUUCUCUUUAGAUGGGAGCAGGAGAAGUGUGUCACCUCCACGAUGUAAAGGUAGUCAGAGAGUUUGAUUUCAGUCAGAGGUUAAAAACAAAGACGGACAUUCCAACUCAAACCAUAUAUUUUGUGUAUAUUAUGUACAUAAAUAAAUAUAUCUGUAUGUAGUCUUAUUGUAUUAUGCUGUAUAUUAUACAGUACCCACUAAAUCGACCACAUGUUAUUGUGCAUUUCUUUUUGUACCAUGACUUGAGAUGAAGGGGUUUAAUAAAAUGAUGGCUGGUGUGAAUUGGUAGACCUGCUCAUCUCCUCUUUUUGUAUCAGAAUAUAAUGCUUCUCCUCUUUUACUAUAUAAAUUAUGUAUGUAUGAUAUAUAUGCUGCUGUAAAAUGCUGUUAUUGGUCUUUUAUACAUUAAAGUCAAGAUGUGAUUUGACUUUGUGAGGGGCGGCUUUAGUGAGGGGGGGUAAGAGGGCCGUCUUGCAACCGCAGGGUUGUGGGUUCGAUCCCCGCUCUCCCCAUUAGUUGCAAGUCGAAGUGUCCUUGAGCAAGGCACUGAACCCCCAGUUGCUUCCCGGGCGCUUCACCGCAGCCCACUGCUCCUUAAUAACUAAGGAUGGGUUAAAUGCAGAGAACUAAUUUCCCCUUGGGGAUUAAUAAAAGUGUAUAUUCUAUUCUAUUUAA
Molecule: messenger RNA, 5023 nt
Organism: Pseudoliparis swirei
Lineage: Eukaryota; Metazoa; Chordata; Actinopteri; Perciformes; Liparidae
Gene: klhl5
Product: kelch-like family member 5
Exons: 13
Coding region: 13-2340 (775 amino acids)
Molecular function (GO): protein binding
Source: RefSeq, a predicted model, not a curated record